GUGGUAAGGGCGAGCAGUGAGGGCGCACUUUUCAAAACUGUCAAAGUUCUCACUUCUUACUUCAAUUCUGCAGCUGUUGCCUGCCUCGCGUUGAAACUGAAAGGCAGACAAGAUGGCUUCAAGGGCAGUCACAGUAUGUUCUUGUCGGCCAUCAAGUUUAUCAAAGAUGCAGCAGUUAUCCUUGGCUGAUGUUCAGCUGGAUUCCUCCUUCAAUUUUAAGUACAUUGAGGGAAGAAUUGCUAAGAUGUGGCCCCUUCAUUCCGCCGGCAAGAACAAGUGGAUGAAGACGAUUCUUGAGGAGGGGGAGGAGCCGGCUGCCAACGAUGCCCCGCCCCCAAGUAGGAUUAUCGUCUUCCUCAUGGGAGCUUUUGCAGAGGAGUUCAUUCAGUUUUCUGUUGGGGAUAUGGUAAUUAUCAGUGAGGCGUUGAUUGAGAAGUCGCCGUCUUUCGUCAAAGACUCCAUCCAUCCAUGUAACAUCCUAGUUGAGAAGACACGAUCUAGACCGUCAGUCUGGCUUUUCUGUGUCUCAUCAAACAGGCGCUGGCGAUCAGGUUCCAGCUAGUAUCUUCCUGUAUCAGAACGUACAGCAGGCUGUUUCGUCUCCCACACUGAAUUAUGCAGGUGAGCAGAGUAAGAAUGAGACGGUCGGUAGUGCCGAGUGCGUGUUCUGGAAUUUCACUGUGACUGACGGGCGUGGCGAUUGGUCCACACAGGGACGCAGGCAUGAAUCGCUACCCGAUGGCAUCAUCAGGUGUCUGUGUGACCAUCUAACCAGCUUCGCUGUUAUUGUGGAAACUCCGUACCAAGCAUCCCCAGCAGAUCCUGAUCAGCCUGUGUGUUGCCUUGCUGGCUCUCUACCUCAUCUUCUUGCUGUGUAUUGAGGCCAUAUGGCUUCCAGGCCGGGUUGCAUCCUUGUGGCUGCUCUGAUCCACUACUUCAUUUUAACCUCCAUGGCCUGGAUGGCAGUAGAAGCCACCAACAUCUACCUUAUAAGUUAUAUCCUUGUCAAGUCCUGAACGCCAGCAUGCCUAGAAUUUUGCUCAAGGCAUUGAUCGCUAGCUGGGGUGAAUAUUCCUUUUCUGAUCAAUUUAGGAAUUUCAUCAUAAAGUCAAUCUGUGCAUGGCCCAACUCUUCUGGGUUUUUUUUUCAGGAUAUUUCCGGUAUUCUGGUAGUUGGAUACAAGUACAUGUACAAAAAAGUCAAUUUUAAAUUGGUUUUGAAAGGUAUCCAUCUAGAAGGGCCACCAUUUCAUUGGCAUGUACAACGAUGCCAAUUUGUGAAAAUGAAAAGAAAUAUGAUUUAUAAAGGUCUGUCACUGUAAUUCCAUUAAAUAAUGAAUGGAAAUGUACAUUAUUAAGCUACAAAAAUAAUUUUUAAUAUUUUUUAAUAUUUAUACUAUGCCAGGUUAUCAUCUUGAGGCCAACAGUCGAACCAAUAAAGUGGGGGGUGGUGUUGCCUUGUACAUAUCUUCUGAUCUCCAAUACAUCAUAAGGCCUGAUCUAUCCCGUUUAACUGAUUCCUUUGAGUCUAUUUUUAUCGAAAUUAAUAAUCAUAAGAAUAGGAAUAUUAUUGUAGUUGUUGUUUAUAAACAGCCUUCCGCUUCAUUUCAUGACUUUUUUAUUUCACUUCAGGAAAUUCAAACCUUACUUUCCAAUGGGAAUAAACCGUGCCUUAUCUCGGGAGAUUUUAACAUCAACCUCUUAAAUAGCGACCAUCACAAUCAAACUCAGGAAUUCAUGGAUUCAAUGUUUAGCCACUCUUUUAUUCCAUUAAUUAAUAAACCUACCAGAAUUACGACUACUUCUGCUACCCUUAUUGAUAAUAUAUUUUGUAAUAUCCCUCCUCCUCUUAGCUCAGGCAUUUUAGUUACCGAUAUUUCAGAUCAUUUUCCCAUUUUUACAAAACUUCCAUACAAUUUAAAUAUUCACCCCAUCCAUUCCAAAUAUUUUCGCAAAACCUCCCCCGAAAAUCUUUGUUGUUUUAAAUCUGAUUUGAAACCACCGACUGGUCUGCAAUUUUUAAUACAGAUAAUCCUGAUACAUCCUUUAACUUUUUUAUGAAUACUUUUAAUAAUCUGUAUGAUAAAAAUAUUCCUUUGGUUAAAGCGAAUCACACAAAUAAAAAGUACCAUUCUAGGUCUCCGUGGAUAACCCAAGCUUUAUUAAAAUCUACUAAUCAUAAAAACAAACUUUAUCAUAAAUAUAUUCGUUCUCCCGGUGACACUAACCGACAUAAAUAUAUCCGUUUCAGAAAUUUACUCGCAACUGUAUUACGUACUGCAAAAACAAAUUAUUUUUCCAACCAAUUUGAAAAGGAGAAGAACAACAUUAAGAACACGUGGACAAUUAUUAACUCUGUUCUCAAAAACAAUACUCCUCGAAAGACUUCUAGUAUUAAUGUUAACAACUUUAGUGUUAAAGAUCCUUAUUUAAUUUCAGAGCACUUUAACAAUUAUUUUGUCAAUGUUGGACCCAAACUUGCAACUCAAAAUCGCAAUUGUCCUACUCAUUAUCAAAAUUAUCUUCAUAAUCCAAAUCCUUUAUUUUUUUUUGCUCCUGUGACGGAACAAGAACUUCAUGCAAUCGUACAUAUUGAGCUUACCCAAUAAGAAAAGUUCUGGUCAUGAUUCUUUUAACAGCUUUACUAUCAAAGAUAUUAUUUCCAGUAUUUCUGGGCCGUUUACUUAUAUAAUGAAUCAGUCAAUUAUUACUGGCAUAGUUCCACAGUCUAUGAAAAUAGCCAGGAUCAUUCCUAUUUUCAAGAAAGGUGACCCCCACCUGAUGAGUAAUUAUAGACCCAUUUCUAUUUUAACUUCUUUUUCGAAAAUUCUUGAACGUAUUAUUUAUACUCGCACAUCUCAGUUUUUAAAGAAAAACAAUAUUAUAUCUGAUGUUCAAUAUGGGUUCAGAGAGAAUCACUCAACCUCACAUGCUAUCCUGCAACUACAGUCGAGUCUUGUUAAUACAAACUCCUUCGGACCUAGCCAAAUUGUUUGUUAUAUCAGAAUUUUGUAUUAAGAGGAACAUCAGUCCCAUUUAUUGUGCACAUAGAUGCACAGUCGGGACCAAGGCCUUAUGUUUGUUAUAACCAGAAUUUUGUAUUGACAGAGUUUGUACUAACGAGAGUCGACUGUAAUUGACAAAAUUACCACAGGACGCGGACAGUCUUGCCAUACUCUGGGAAUUUUCCUGGACCUCUACAAGGCAUUUGAUACUGUUGAUCAUGAAAUUCUCUUAUCGAAACUUAACUUUUAUGGAAUUAGAGGUAUUGCCUUGAAGUGGUUCAGGAAUUAUCUUACUAAUCGUCAACAGUUUGUUUGUAUUGAUGACAAGAAAUCUAACCUUAAAGAAUUAACGUGUGGAGUACCACAGGGGUCCCCACUGGCAUCUUUGUUGUUUUCUAUUUAUAUUAAUGAUUUUGAUAAAUUUUCUGAGAUUCUUUCCUUUAUACUUUUUGCUGAUGAUUCAAAUUUAUUUUAUUCCCAUAAAAACGUAGACAAUCUCAUUGAUAAAGUUAACCGGGAGCUCACUCAUGUUUCAAACUGGAUUAAAGCUAAUAAGUUGUCUAUUAAAGGGAAGAUACAACAUUUGCAAACAUCAAAAAAACAAAAUGAUCAAAUUAUCACGAAAUAUCUUUCUGGAUUGUUAGGGAAGGACAGUCUCAAGCAUCCUGUAAAG
Messenger RNA from Patiria miniata (bat star), 3677 nucleotides. RefSeq lists its product as uncharacterized. The record is from RefSeq and is a predicted model, not a curated record. The transcript has 7 exons. Lineage: Eukaryota; Metazoa; Echinodermata; Asteroidea; Valvatida; Asterinidae. Bases 113 to 562 code for a protein of 149 amino acids.